This is a messenger RNA of Vollenhovia emeryi, 1493 nucleotides long. It is a transcript of the gene Yif1, whose product is annotated as protein YIF1B. The record is from RefSeq and is a predicted model, not a curated record. The transcript is spliced from 4 exons. Gene Ontology annotation, biological process: endoplasmic reticulum to Golgi vesicle-mediated transport. NCBI's taxonomy places the organism in Eukaryota, Metazoa, Arthropoda, Insecta, Hymenoptera, Formicidae. Gene Ontology annotation, cellular component: endoplasmic reticulum membrane; COPII-coated ER to Golgi transport vesicle; endoplasmic reticulum-Golgi intermediate compartment. The coding region runs from base 192 to 1187 and encodes 331 amino acids.
AACACCGUGUGAAUUCUGCAUAAAGUCAAAAUGUCCGCGUGACGAUCGGACAGAAAGAGCGGAACAUGGCGACGUAGUGCGGCGCAAGUUGUUUUUAAUUUCAUCGUUUACAAGUGAUCGGCGUCCGUGCAAGCGAGAUUUCAGCUUACCGCGCCGAGUGGCAUCCGCAGCGUGACAUCAAUCGUGGCAAUAUGAAUUACAAUCACUCGAACCCGCGCCGAGUCGAUUUGUCGGCAGGAAAACCAAAAAGAUUAUUGGAUCCGUCAGCUGGCUUAUCCGCGCCGACUCCUCCAAUGGCGCAGAAUCCGUACAUGUAUAGCCAACAGGUGCCCGUGAACAAUGGUACAAUGCCGGAAUAUGGUUUCAAUAUGUCUGGACAGGCACCACCUGGGUAUGGAUUUAAUCCACAGAUGUCGAAUUAUCCGCCCAGCGAGAACCAAGGAGGGGAGUUUGCGAAUCCGCAGUAUGCUGCGCAAUUCUUGGCUCAGCCAGUCGUUACAGACAUGGCUAUGCAAUACGGAAACGCAUUGGUCGGUAGCGGAAAACAGCAUCUCGAGAAGUAUGUGCCAGUUACGGCGUUAAAAUAUUAUUUUGCUGUAAACACCGAUUACGUCUUCGCAAAAUUAAUGCUGCUGUUCUUCCCGUUUACACAUAAGGACUGGACUGUUAAGUACGAACAAGAUGUACCGUUGCAGCCGCGAUACGAGACCAACGCGCCAGACAUGUAUAUUCCCACAAUGGCGUUUUUCACAUAUGUUGCUACGGCAGGUCUAGUUUUAGGCAUGCAGGAACGUUUCACCCACGAACAACUAGGUAUACUAGCUAGCUCCGCUCUCGCCUGGGGCUUGAUCGAAUUGCUCGUUCACACCGUGAGUUUGUACGUGAUGAAUGUCCAAACGAGUCUAGCGACGUUAGACUUGCUGGCGUAUUGCGGUUACAAAUAUGUCGGUAUUAAUGCGGCACUGUUGAUAUCCUUGCUCUUUCGGAAGUUUGGCUACUACGUGAUGCUAUUGUACUUCAGUGCUUCUCUAGCUGUCUUUCUAAUGCGAUCGUUAAAAUUAAGAGUCAUUCCACAAGGCCAUAGUUCGUACACAGCCUCCGGUAACAAGAGGCGGCUUUACUUCAUACUGUCAUUGGCAGCUAUGCAACCCGUUCUAAUGUGGUGGUUGUCGUAUCAUCUGAUUUAAGUGGUAAAUGCGAGGAAAUUUUAUUCGCAACAACGAGAAGGACAAGAACGAGGAGGUGGAACGUGUGUAUUUAUUAUUUGGUUAUUAAUAUUGCCUGUACAUUUUUUGUAAUAAAAUCCAACACGAUUAUAUUACCACUUAGAUAUAUAUAAUGCAUCGAUUCGUUGUUCUGAUUAAGUAUAAAUGCAUUUUUUUCUGGAUAUUAUCUUCUAAUGAAUAUUAAUAUUGUUGGAACAAGACAUAAUUUUAUAAAGACGUUAAGGAAUCUUGUGAGAAUCCCUUGAAUAAAUUUUUCUAUCAAAUGUA